AAUCCAAAUUCCGUUGCUUUUUUAUUUUUACCAAGCCGCCACCCGAACCAUGGCGACAACGUGGCAGAAGCCGCCAGAAAUCAGAGAUCGACCCGCGAUUAUGCAAGAGAUUCAGUGCGUCGUCGGGCCAGGCGGCGACAGUUACGAUGCUAACGAGCAAGACGACUGCGCAAAUCUCGUUACCAGCGAGCGACACGACAGCCUCCAUAUUUACCUCUUAGCCACGUCCCUGCCUCACGAUUCUUCAGGGAGAUUAGGUCUUAGCAGCCCUUUGCAGCAGCAAUACCGCGUGAUCGUGAAGCCGUCGCCGCGCAGAAUCCGCUUGAAGCAGGUUAAGAAGAAUCACCAGCAGGCUUUAGCUUCGCGGAGUCAUUCGGACGGUCCUAGUGUCUUGUUACAAUCCGAAUCCGACGGUUUAGAAAACCGUUCUACGCAAGCGAGUUUUCGGAGAUGGAGCUCGCAGUUCUCGAUUGCACAGCCGAACGCGCUACAAGCAGAACCGAUAGCUCGCUUAGGGAUCCGGCCGGGGUUUCCAGGGCUGUUAGAUGGGAUACGAGUGGCGUUGGGACGGCCGCUGGCGACUGCAGCGAUGUCAUUCGCGGGUCUGACAGGUCAGAACUCCCGUGGGUCUCUGCGUCAUCUAAGGCCCUGCCCUCCGUCUCUGCCGCUGCUGCACCUGCCGUCAAGCCGCCACCCGGCCUUCCCUGCGCGCCUGCUGUGGUCCGCUGCACGGCUGCCAGCAGUAGCAGCUGCGGAUGGGGGGAGGGGGAGUCAGCUGCUGGCUGUUUUACCAGGGAAGGAGAAGCGGUGGGAUGGCUUGCAGCUUGACCUGCAGGGGUCUCCUGUGCUGCACCUUUCUGAAUCAUCCGCCGCCUCCUCCAACUCCUCCUCCUCCUCCUCCUCCUCCUCCUCCUCCUCCUCCUCCUCCUCCUCCUCCUCCUCCUCCUCCUCCUCCUCCUCCUCCUCCUCCUCCUCCUCCUCCUCCUCCUCCCCCUCCCCCUCCUCCUCCUCCUCUCCGCCCCUCUCUCGCCCAUCCCCCACACCCCCCCCUCCCCUUUCACCCGUCCACCCGGUCUACCAGCAGCAGCUUAGCGCCACUGGUCCAGCGUUCAUGGGCAAUGUGUUUCUGAUUUCCGACGCCUCUAAGAGGGGCAUGCUGGGAGUCAAGGGGCCGGAAUCGCCCCUCGCAGGGCUGGGGCAGUGGGUGUUGAGGCAGCGGCAGCACCUGCCAGGCCUUUUGAAGGCUGCCCUUCCUCCGUUCCUGCACAAGGGGAGACAAGAGGGGGGAGAAAGGGGAGGAGGGGAGGAGGGAAGCAGCAAAGCAGAGCGAGCUAGGGGACUGGGGAUGGGCGCGAGCGAGAUGGGCGCAAGCAGGAGGGGAGGGAAGGAAGAGGGCGUGAGAGACGAUAAAGAAAGGGAGGCGGACGAUGGAAAAGUGGCUAUCUUCCGAUUCUUCAUGAGCCAGGGGGGUGCAGCCCGCUACCUGCGGCGCCUGCAGCUGUACCCGUUUGCACCGGACGAAGUCAAGGCCAGCACCGUUGGAUCCUGCCCGCUCGAAAUUGCAUACCGUUUCUUCAAGCUUCGCCACCCGCUUUUCGCCUUUGUGCCGGACGAGGCUCAGGUGCGGGCGGCGCGGCAGUUACUGCGCCAGCUGGAGGGGAGAGAAGCAGCAGAGCGGUUCCAAGGGGUGCCGGUGUUUAGCGCGGCCAAUCUCACCAUCGCCGUGCCGUCUAAAAGUGGCAUGUUGAAGUGGUACCGCCCCUACUUUUUCAACAAGAAACAGCUGGAUCGGCUGUUGGCUUCCAGUGUGGACCAGUACUUCAUGAGCCUCAUGCGCGCCCGGCGAGCAGCGAGACGGGCUCAGUUUGCUGCAGUGGAUGGUACUGGAGCUGCAGGAGGGGGGGGAGGGGCAGCAGAGGAGGAGGAUCCGUUUGACGCCCUGCCAGACCCGCAUGAGUUUGCGGACGACAGCAUGUUUCCAGACCCGCCAGAGAUCCAGGAUUUCGCCCAGGAGCUAGGCCCCAUGCUGGGGUCCAACUUCCCCUCCGCCUCCCUGGGUACGCCCUCCCCCGGGUCCACCCUUCCGGUGCUGCGAGACGCCGAGCUGGUGGUGCAGGAGGGCAUGGAUCGGGUGCUGUUAGGCAGCACGUGGGGGAGGAAACUAGCGGGUCUGGAGCCGUCUUUCACUGUGAUCGUGGACUCGUUUCAGAGGAGAGUGGAGGAGGCAGAGGCGGCGGUGGAUGCAGACAUCAAGGCGUUUGUCAGUGCAGCCGUUACUGGUCUGCUCCAGAAAUACAAUCUGCUUCCACAACGCUCCAGCUCACCUAAAAAGGGGAAGGACUUCCCUCUGCAAAGCUUGAUAAAGGAUCUGAUUAAAGAGGGUACAGCAGGGAGCGUGGUUUCAGUCCCCCCCUCGGCGAAUGCUCCGACAACUGCUGAAUCAACUCAAGAGAAAUUCCUGUCAGGACGGCAGCAGGAAAAGGAGCAGCGCACGCCGCAACAGCGGAAGGAACAGGAGCAGCAGCAGCAGGAGCAACAGCAGCGGCGUGAGAAGGAAGGGAAUGUGUCAGACGCCAGCCCUUCCUCUCCCACCAGUAUCCCCCCUGCCACUGGCACUUACCCUCCCUCUGAUUCUACACCUUCCACCCCCACUGGUGCUGAACACGGACUGCCACCCAUGGGGGGAAACAGGCGGCUGGAGGAUCUAGCUGGCAAAGGAACGGGGAGAGGCGGCGGUGACACCGUGGCCCGUGAUUCCCCAACAGCGAUGGAAGCAACAAGCAAGAGCACAGGAGACACGGGUGCGAGGUCAGAGGGCGGAGAAGGGUGCACGAGUGUGGGAGGCACCGAAGAGAGGGGCACAAGCAGUAGGGAGAGAGAGAGGAAUACGGGCGGGAAAGGCAAGGGGAAGACUGUGAGCGUCCUGGGACGUGUGUUUGAGGGGGAGCUGCUGGCUGGGAUGUUGCGAAUGAUGGGAGAGUACCGCACUGCUGACCUUCUGGAAAAGGCUCUGAGCUUUGGGGAAGGGAAUGUCAGGGAAGGGAUAAGUGCUGCUGAAAGCAGAAUUGAAGGAACCACAGCGAGCAGUCUUGGCACCAUCAGUGGCAGCAGCAGCGGCGGCGGCGGCGGCGGCAUUGGUGGCCGCAGCACAGCUAGUGUCUCUGGGAAUGCGGAUGCGACGACGAGGGAGGGGGUCAAAGGAGAGGGCGAGAAGAGAGGGGAGGUGAAAGAGAUAGUGGCUGACAAGGAGCCAGUGGUGCAGCAAGGUUCUGUUCCAGUCCAGAAGCCGGCUUUGACUCAAGAGUCAUCUGAAGAAGGUCCAGCGCAGGAGAGCAUACGGCAGGUGGUGAGUGCCAUUCGGGGGAGGCUGGGUGCUGCUGUAGCCGAAGGGAAACGUGGCAUGGCUGGAUUGGUGGUCUCUGCCAAGGAAGCUGUGGCUAGACUCGCCCGUCAGGAUGGCACUUCUUCAAGCGAAGUUGCUUCUAACGAAUCUGCUCCAAACGGAGUUGCUGCAAGCGAGGCUGCAAAGGGUGUGGUGGAAGGAACUGGUGGGGAAAAGGGAGCUGAUUCUGCAGCUGGGGCUGCUUCAGCUGCAGCUGGUGCAGCAGUGGCUGACAAGUCACAGGCAGAAACGGGCGGACUACCUUCAUUGGCAGCUGAUCAAAGUGGUUCUCCUGCAAGAGACUUGGUGUCAAAACUGACUGCAGCAACAGAGGGUGAAGUGUUAGAGCCUUCUGAGACAUCUGGGACUGCUAUAUCUGAAUUAGAGGCGAAAAAUGCUGCAGACAGAGCAGCUGCUGCUGCUGCUGCUGCCGCUGCUGCUGCUGCAGCAGAAGAAGUUGCUGCUGCAGCUGCUGCCAAUGCAGCUGCUUUGGUUCGGCCCGAACGUUUGCCUGGGUUCCAGCCGAAACUAGCGAUCCUGGGCGUGACUGUGCCAAGCCUGAAGGUCGAACCUGUGAGUAAAAGCAGCAGCGUCACGAAGGCCAAGGAGAGCGAGGGAGCGAAUGGUGUGGGGAGUGAGGAAACAGCUUCUGGGGACCUCGGGAAGGAUUCUGCUACUGUGGGAGAAGGGCAACCAAGAAAAGUAGCAUCAAGCAAAGGAGAUGAUGGGAAGCCUUCAAACGAGGACACUCCAACAAACACUGCUAAGGGAUCUGGCUUGUCAGAUGCUGGAGCAACAGCAACAGCUGCUGAUGUUUCAACAGGGGCUGCAACAGAGACAGCAGCAGAGGCAGCUGCAGAGGCUGCGGCAAUGGCAGCAUUAGCAGGAGUGAAAGAGACCAUUGCAAGUGCAGCUAGGGAUUUUGAGGAGACUGUUCGAAGGGGUGAUGUUCCGGACGCAAGUCGAGACCCAUUGUUCAUUGCAGAUCUUGGGGAGGACAGGGUGGAAGGAGGGUGGGGGAAUUCAGCAGAGAUUGGUGGCCUCAAGAGUACUGGAUGAUGCGUGGAAUUGGAGCUGCCAUUCUGGCAGAGGCGGGAUUGAUGUUUACCAGAACUUGUUUUGACAGAUGGUAGAUAAGGCCAAGCCCAGUGAUUCCUGAUGCCUUCAUUUCAAAGUUGGUACUGGUACACAAUCUGCAAGGCGCAUCACAAGUUGGCCAACACCACUUCACCAGUCCAUGUAUUUUCACCAUGGCACAACAAUACCCCGUCAUAAUGUUACAAGACCAGCAUUAAUGUUACAAGAGAUCAGCUAGAGAUCCAUCCAGCCUGACAUCCUUGAACUUGGAAAUUUCCCUUUCAUAGUCUUCAAUGC
Molecule: messenger RNA, 4756 nt
Organism: Closterium sp. NIES-67
Lineage: Eukaryota; Viridiplantae; Streptophyta; Zygnematophyceae; Desmidiales; Closteriaceae
Source: the annotation of a GenBank genome assembly